Molecule: messenger RNA, 765 nt
Organism: Anopheles marshallii
Lineage: Eukaryota; Metazoa; Arthropoda; Insecta; Diptera; Culicidae
Gene: amx
Product: TM2 domain-containing protein almondex
Exons: 4
Coding region: 1-765 (254 amino acids)
Source: RefSeq, a predicted model, not a curated record
AUGUUACCCAGUCUUCUUCAGGGACGAUGCAUCCGAUUAAAUUGGAAAUCGGUGGUUUUUCUAAUGAUGUCGCUAAUCCUUUCGCACAUACGAAUCACUCAGUCAUCCGUUAAUUCCAACAAUCCUGAAGUCACUCCCACCAAGCUGGAAAAAAUCAGCUCCGAUACAGACCGUUCAGCAGUAACUAUAAACUCUAAUUCUAAAUCUUCCUCCGACACGAGCCACUGCCCUAACGAUACACUCUGUACAGACCUUCCCAACUCGUGCCUGCAGUGCACGUACAAUCCACAGUGUGUGUACGGUGCGGAGAUAAACGUGACCUGUCUGCCGAAAACGAACGUGAACUGUCACGUGGACAAGCUGAAGACGGCCGCCCAGAACGAGAUCAAACGAUCGAUGAUCUGCCGGUACUGCUACCAAACGGAACGCUGGGAACAUAACUGCGAACAGAAGGGUGGCUGCAACUCGAUCGAUUCGCAGUACAAAACCAACUGUACCGUGCAUCCGGAGCUGCUGUGCAUGGGCCAUCGUACGUUCAUGAAGAAGAUCCCUUGCAACUGGACGCAAGGUUACCGGUGGGUAACGACCCUGAUCGUAAGCAUCACGUUCGGUGGUUUCGGUGCGGAUCGGUUCUUUCUUGGCCACUGGCAGGAAGGCAUCGGUAAACUGUUCAGCUUCGGUGGUUUGGGCGUUUGGACGCUGAUCGAUGUAUUGCUCAUCUCGCUACACUACCUCGGUCCGGCCGAUGGAUCGCUAUACAUCUAA